AUGACUGAAAAAAAAUCUUUAAAUAGUUUAAUCAUACACCCUGCUAUUGAGCCAGGAGUUAUUGACAAUGCAAUGCUCACCAGAUGCAUCCUCGAAUACGGUCCAACCGAAGAAGCAGGAAGACUUUUUGCUGAAGAAGGUGUUCAUUUAGACGAAGCACCUAUAGUACGAUUAGAGUUUCAAAAUAUCUUGAGAAUAGAUCAUUUAUGGAUGCUGAAAUCAUUGAGAAAAUUAACGUUAGCUCACAACUUAAUUGAAAAAAUAGAAAACCUGGAGCAACUUACUGGUUUAAAUGAACUAGACUUAUCAUUCAAUAAAAUAGAAAAGAUUGAAAAUUUAGAAGAAUUAGUCAAUUUGGAGGUUCUUACUCUAUUCCAUAAUAGAAUACGAAAGUUGGAAAAUAUGGAGACGUUGGAGAAUCUAUUGGUUUUUAGUAUUGGCGAUAAUUUGAUUGAAGAUUAUAAAGAGAUGUCUUACCUUCGAAGAUUUCGCAAACUCCGCUCGGUCAGUUUCAAAGGCAACCCGUGCUGUGAUGAUCCAAUGACCAAUCAGUUUUUGAAGUCAGCCCUAACAAGAGUUACGUAUCUCGAUUAUAAACUAAUUACAGAAGAAGAGAGAGAAGCUGGCCAAGCUAUAUUUCGCGGUCUCCUCCGUAAGUUGGACGAAGCAGACGAGAAAUCGGAAAAGGCACGAAUAGCCAAAGAGGAGUACGAUGCUAAAGUGAAAUUCUACGCGUUGUCGUUCGUGGAGUAUUUGAGUGGGCCGGAGUUGAUAGAGUCCAUGUUUGAGAAGGACCCGGAUGGUGCAUUACUAUUGAAAAUAGGAGGGGAACUUAUUGGAUUUUAUGAACAAUACAAAGAACAAUACGUAGAAACGAUGGCGGGAUUAGUGGAUUUUGCCCAAGGGGCAUAUAACGCGAGGCAGCACGAAAUAAAACUCUUUAAAGACCUCGUGGAUAACGCAUUGGAAGAAAGCGUUAAGAAGAGUAAGCAGGUGGUAGAAGAAUUUGAAUUGAAGAAGAAACCGUUAGUUGAACAAAUGAACGAAAUAAUCAGCAAAGUGACAGCCAAGCAAGCGACCAUAGAGCAAGUGGAACCAAACGUUAUAGACGCGGGAGAGGCGUUCAAUGAUCUUGUCUAUGAUCUGUGGAAGAAACUUAUGUCCAUUGAGAUGCAAUUGUACGAACGCUGCGAGGAAUCCAGAGUACAAUUCUCAGUGAACAUGACGGAAAUGAUAACGAAGCUUCUAGAAGUAUCUCGCAACGCAUUCGGUGCUUGGAGAGAACAUGAGGGCAUUUGGUCCAUGAGACAGUUUGAAACUCUGUCGAAACUCUUGGGCAAUAAAGUUAUGUUGGGAGAUGCACCGCCUGAAUUGUUUGAGGUGAUGAUGGACAGGGAUGCAAUGAUGAAUCUCGUAGCGCAAUCGUCCGAUAACCACAUGAGGUUUAUAGACUCGUAA
Zerene cesonia (dogface butterfly) is the source of this 1458-nucleotide messenger RNA. RefSeq names its product dynein regulatory complex subunit 3-like. The record is from RefSeq and is a predicted model, not a curated record. Lineage: Eukaryota; Metazoa; Arthropoda; Insecta; Lepidoptera; Pieridae. The transcript is spliced from 9 exons. Gene Ontology annotation, molecular function: protein binding. Bases 1 to 1458 code for a protein of 485 amino acids.